Molecule: messenger RNA, 4339 nt
Organism: Folsomia candida
Lineage: Eukaryota; Metazoa; Arthropoda; Collembola; Entomobryomorpha; Isotomidae
Product: acetylcholine receptor subunit alpha-L1
Exons: 19
Coding region: 1214-2947 (577 amino acids)
Biological process (GO): nervous system process; signal transduction; regulation of membrane potential
Cellular component (GO): synapse; neuron projection; postsynaptic membrane
Molecular function (GO): transmembrane signaling receptor activity; acetylcholine-gated monoatomic cation-selective channel activity
Source: RefSeq, a predicted model, not a curated record
AGACAGAGGAUCUGCUUUCUCCGUGCCAAGUCAUAGGACGACUCUGCUCCUUUCUAUGGACGGACGGGCAAUGGCUGCCAAUGGAAAUUCGCCUCGCUCAGAGAGCAGCAGACGACCAACAAAGCACUCUCGCAACAGGCUCUCCAUGCACAACACCAACCACGGCGACUACUUCUGUGUCUGCUGUCGGCUCCCCACUAGUUUUCUCCAGCAGCAGCCGUACUUUUGCCAAACUCUGUCCUGACUCUCUCUCUCCUCGUUCCCGGGACUGAACCAAGGAAUCUGCAGACUGUCUUCUCUCACUCAAGUUCCAAGUACGUCGGUUUUCAUGUUAUCUGCAGAGUUCAAUUUAUUCCAUGGCACCAACGGUACGAAAACCAGCUCAGCUCAAACUCACUCUGCACGACACGUUUUUAUCAAUUAGCUUGAGUGCUUGGGUUUGAAAUCGGUCUGAUGAACCUCAGUCAGUUGGAUACUCUUAAUUAUUGUGGUGCAUCGGUGGACGUGUGGUGAAAUUAUUUAAAUCGCUAUCAAUUGCAUUAUAUACAUGCAUACAUACCGCUCCACAGAAAGCUGAUUGGCUUUCACUAGUAAAACUGCCGGCUUUUAAAUAAUAUUUUGAUAUAUACCUUUAAUAAUAGUUGUUCUGUAAAUAAUUAACCUGCAAUAUCACGUUGUUGAGACUGGGUUGGCUGACGAGAUAUGAACUAAGGAAAUAUGUGUACCAAAGCUUUCACCGUUUCUCCGAUUGAGCAAAGAAGUUUGUUUUAGUGGCAUACUUGUGUGAAACAUGUGAAAUUCGAAAUAACCCAUUUACUUUUUGGGUUACAACAAUUUCGGUGUUGGAACGCAGACUUGCGGAGGAUUCCCGUUUUUAAUAAAGGACGCCGAGGAAAAACGUGCUGGACAGACUCCAAGAAGAAAAAAGAGCCCGAAGAAACCAUCACAUUACAUCACCACCAUGCAUGCUGCUGCUGUUUCUACUACGACUACGUCUCCUGCUUCUGCCGUUGAGAGGGUUACAUUGAGAAAUAAACAAUAUUGAAUUCAUGGGAAUGAAAGCCUGCAAAGAAAGUGGUGCAGCCAAAUAGUUGAGCUCCAGAGCUAGUGAAAGGAUACACACUGCGUUGCUGUAUUCAAUCUCAUGAGGAUUUCCUGCCUGGUUUACAAAUUUUGUCGGUAGUCGAAAAUCCAACUAGCGAACUCUGUGAUAAUGAUUCCAUCAGACUCCACCGCUUUUCAACGUGUCCGAUGCCAUCAAGAUGAUGCGGACACGAGGACAAGAAGUCGCUUCAAAACAACGACAUCGACUCGUCUGUUAUCGUCACCUGCGAUCAAUUUCAGUCGUUAUUGCCAUCCAGGGACUAUAUGUGUCAGACGAUUUAAUGGCUAUAUUUUCCUUCUUCUCGUACUUCUAAACUUGUGCCCAAUUCGAGCUAAUCCUGAUGCAAAAAGACUUUAUGACGAUCUGCUCAGCAAUUACAAUCGGCUCAUACGACCCGUGUACAAUAACACGGACACCGUGCUGGUCCGGCUGGGUCUUCGUCUCUCUCAACUUUUAGAUUUGGAUUUGAAGAACCAGAUUAUGACCACCAACGUAUGGCUUGACCAAUCUUGGUUCGAUAAUAAGUUUAUCUGGGAUCCUAAAGAGUACGGAGGUGUAACGGAGCUUUAUGUCCCAUCGGAACACAUUUGGCUUCCAGAUAUCGUUCUGUAUAACAAUGCCGACGGCGACUAUAUUGUCACAACGAUGACAAAAGCUGUGCUUCAUAGUGAUGGAGUAGUGACUUGGAAACCUCCUGCUAUUUUCAAGUCGUCUUGUGAAAUAGAUGUCCGUUAUUUUCCAUACGAUAUGCAACAGUGCUUUAUGAAGUUUGGAAGUUGGACAUAUGAUGGGUUUCAGAUUGACUUAAAGCACAUAAAUCAAGAGCCUGGUAACGAAGGCAUCGUGGACAUGGGAAUUAACUUAUUGGAGUUUUAUCCAUCUGUGGAAUGGGAUAUUCUGUCAGUUCCUGCUGAGAGGCAUGAGCGUUUUUACCCAUGUUGUGAGGAGCCAUAUCCGGACAUAUUUUUCAACAUCACUCUUCGUCGGCGUACAUUGUUCUACACAGUUAAUCUUAUUAUUCCCGUGAUUGGUAUCUCAUAUCUCUCAAUCCUUGUUUUCUACUUGCCAGCCGACUCUGGAGAAAAAAUCGCUUUGUGUAUAUCGAUACUCCUCUCACAAACUAUGUUUUUCCUCCUCAUAUCCGAAAUUAUUCCCUCAACAUCUCUAGCAAUACCUCUGCUUGGAAAAUACUUAUUAUUUUCUACGUUCCUUGUGGGGUUAUCUGUGACCGUCACGACGAUUAUUCUAAAUGUUCAUUACCGGAAACCAUCAACACAUAGAAUGACACCAUGGGUCCGCCAUGUCUUCAUUCGAAUCCUUCCAAAAUUUUUGCUCAUGAGGGUUCCCGAGCACGUUCUCAACUGUUCUGCUGGCCCUUCAGCUCGAACAAGUCCCAGCAGCAGCAGAGAUGAUGGGUGCAAUGGAUUUCAAGGAGUUUCUCGACUAAGCGGAUUAAGUUUACAGGGAUUCUCAGGAUUUUUGGAGCAAGGGGCCCUCGAGUACCCAGGCCCAGCAUCGUCAUCCUACGGGUUUGGUGGACUCGAGCCAGACAACCCUAGAAAGAAACUUCCCUUUGAAAUACAGAAAGCCAUCCAUAAUGUUCAAUUUAUUCAAACUCACAUGCAGCGCCAGGACGAAUUUGACUCGGAAGAUCAAGAUUGGGGGUUCGUGGCGAUGGUGCUUGACAGAAUCUUUCUCUUACUAUUCAACACUGCCUUUUUCAUCGGGACGACUUGGAUUCUUCUUGAGGCGCCGGCAUUGUACGACUACAGUGAGGCAAUUGACAAGGUCAUAUCCACGAUAGCAAAAAAACAAUAUUCACAAGAACAGCUGGGUAUCUGAUUAAUUAUUCAUAACUUAUGUUUUGACUGCUAUUUUGAAAAUUGAUCGAGUAUACAGCCAAUGUUCAUAAUUGUGUGUGUAUCGCUAGUAUUUUUGGUUGUAGUAAUUUUUUUGUUUUAUUAUCAAAAUACUAUGAAAUCUUACGAAAGACUGACGGGCAGUAUGUAUUGUAUUAAUUAUAUGUAUCAGAUGCUUGAUAAAGUUCACCAAAGUAACUUCAAAUUUUCAAAUGUGAAAAUUGUAACGACAUGUUUUUACCAUAAUGUGAAUUUCAUCAUGAACUUUUACCACACCCAUUCUCCACAGAAGCAGUAUUAUCAUCAUCACUAUCAUCAUCAUCGUCAGUCUCCUAAACAUGUAGGUACCCAUAUGAACCAGUUACGUAAUCCCUUCCGAGUUUGCAAACUCUAACUCUGAAACAUUUGCCAAUAAAUAUUCUACCACUGAUCGUGAGAUAGACGAUGAAUGAUAAAUCAAAUGUCCCCAUACGUCAUAAAUACACACACUCUGUAAACCUCUUAUUAAAUGUAAGGACUAUACAAAAAACUAAAUAGACAAUCGCAAUCCAAAUGGGUUUAUUACAUAACAAACCACUACUUACUAAAAUUUAUGUAUGGAGCCAUGCUACAUAUAAGCGAGAACAUACUAGUAAAAUAAUUACAAUUACUCAUACUUAUGCUUUGCAGAGUUUUAAACAAAGUUUGAUAAAAUGUGAUUAUUUAUGUGCCAAUGACAGGACUCUGUUCUUUACAUUAGAUCACAUUUCGUGAGUCAAUUGUUUAUUGCACACUUUAGAGUAAAAAACAAACAAAAUCUUAAUGACAUCUGAGCUUUUACCUAAUUUACUUUGUCCGUUCAUCAAUGCAAUAUCCUCAUUUAUUUAAGAGUACGUUAGAAUGAAAUUGUGUCAAAUAAAUAUUUGUACCUUUAGAGAUAAUAACAAGACAGACGUUUAAGGAGGAGCUACAUAUAUAAAACGCGUUGGUGGAAUAUUUGCCCACGUUUUUAUGAAUACUUAAGUAAAUGUGUGUGUGUGUCUAAAUGUGUGUGAAAAAUGGAAUGCAUAAUAAAAUAGAUAAGUUCAUAACUUGUCAAUUAUGACUGAACAAUAAGUUAUUAAUUUAUUAUUACUUGUUUGUUAUGUCAUUUGGUAAAGAUAACAUAUUUCAAGGCAUUUCCUAUCAUGAUUAUUUCUAAUGGAUAUGUGUAUUUAUACGUACAUAUACACAUGGAGGUUUAAUACAUAGUAACCUGUAACCCUAUGUAUGUGUGUAUCUAUUCAAUAAAACUAAUCACAAGAUAAAUUUGUAACCUAAGUUCUUCUAUGACAUUUCCAGAUAAAGUGGAUGUCUAUGAAUAUGUGCUCAAUAAAACUAUGUAUAUUAAAAAUAA